Microcebus murinus (gray mouse lemur) is the source of this 1611-nucleotide messenger RNA. RefSeq names its product decapping exoribonuclease (gene DXO). Lineage: Eukaryota; Metazoa; Chordata; Mammalia; Primates; Cheirogaleidae. Gene Ontology annotation, cellular component: nucleus; cytosol. The record is from RefSeq and is a predicted model, not a curated record. Gene Ontology annotation, biological process: NAD-cap decapping; nuclear-transcribed mRNA catabolic process. Gene Ontology annotation, molecular function: mRNA 5'-diphosphatase activity.
CCUCUCAGUUGCCACGAGGGGCGGUGCCAAUGCGGAUACCGGCACCGCCUCGCCCGGUCGCGGCCCCACGCCUGCUGCUAAUUGGCUCCCUCCGAGGGCACUCUCGUACGGGGACACGUGGGCGGUGCGGACGCGCGGCGGUGGCCUAGUUGGGAUUGACCUCCAGGUGUGAAGAUCGCACUGCUCCCGCCCCGGGAGGGGGUUUGCCCGCUAGUGUCGCUGAAUGAUUGCAUCAUCGAAAGCAGAAAAACCCCUCUGCCGCCCCUUGGGCUCCGAAGUGCCUGCCGUGACGUCAUAGCCCUGCGAAGGCGGAAGUCGAGGUCGCGGGGGAUUUGAGGACCUCAUGGAGCCUAGAGGGACCAAGAGAGGAGCUGGGAAGAUCGAGGCGGCUGAAUCUCGGAACAAACUGCCCCGUCUAGCACCCUCACUGCCCACAGACCCCGCCCUCUACUCCGGGCCCUUUCCUUUCUACCGGCGCCCUUCAGAACUGGGCCGCUUCUCCCUGGAUGCGCAACGCCAGUACCAUGGAGAUGCCCGAGCCCUGCGCUACUAUAGCCCACCCCCCACCAACGGUCCAGGCCCCAACUUUGACCUCAGAGACGGAUACCCUGAUCGAUACCAGCCCCGGGACGAGGAGGUCCGAGAAGGGCUGGACCACCUGCUACGUUGGCUCCUGGAACACCGCGGCCAGCUGGAGGGGGGUCCAGGCUGGCUGGCAGGGGCUGUAGUGACAUGGCGGGGGCACCUGACAAAAUUGCUGACAACACCAUAUGAGCGGCAGGAGGGCUGGCAACUGGCAGCCUCCCGGUUCCAGGGGACACUGUACCUGAGUGAGGUAGAGACACCGGCUGCUCGGGCUCAGAGGCUUGCACGGCCACCCCUCCUCCGGGAGCUUAUGUACAUGGGCUACAAGUUUGAGCAGUACAUGUGUGCAGACAAACCCGGAGGCUCUCCAGACCCCUCUGGGGAGGUUAACACCAACAUGGCCUUCUGCUCUGUGCUACGCAGCCGCCUAGGAAGCCAUCCUCUGCUCUUCUCGGGGGAGGUAGAUUGCACAGACCCUCAGGCCCCAUCUACACAGCCCCCCACCUGCUAUGUGGAACUCAAGACCUCCAAGGAGAUGCACAGCCCUGGCCAAUGGAAGAGCUUCUACAGACACAAGCUUCUGAAAUGGUGGGCUCAGUCCUUCCUCCCAGGGGUCCCGAGUGUUGUUGCUGGCUUCCGUAACCCAGAGGGUUUUGUCUGUUCCCUCAAGACCUUUCCUACCAUGGAGAUGUUUGAAUAUGUCAGGAAUGACUGUGAUGGCUGGAAUCCCUCUGUGUGCAUGAACUUCUGUGACGCCUUCCUUAGCUUUGCUGAGAGCACAGUUGUCCAGGAUGACCCCAGGCUCGUCCACCUCUUCUCCUGGGAGCCUGGUGGCCCAGUCACUGUGUCUGUACAUCAAGAUGCGCCCUAUGCCUUCCUGCCCAUGUGGUACGUGGAAGCCAUGACCCAGGACCUCCCGUCGCCCCCUAAGACUCCCUCCCCAAAGUACUGAUGCUUUAGAGGGGCUGGUCCAGUCUCUAAAUAAUUAUAAAGGUAUAUUUAACAAUAAAGAUAUGUUUGCAAGUG